Leptopilina heterotoma is the source of this 4577-nucleotide messenger RNA. RefSeq names its product protein zyg-11 homolog B-like. The transcript is spliced from 9 exons. Gene Ontology annotation, cellular component: Cul2-RING ubiquitin ligase complex. The coding region runs from base 374 to 2686 and encodes 770 amino acids. NCBI's taxonomy places the organism in Eukaryota, Metazoa, Arthropoda, Insecta, Hymenoptera, Figitidae. The record is from RefSeq and is a predicted model, not a curated record.
UUUUUAUUCGAAUUGAUUCAUGACGUGACAUGGUGGAUUGUAUAUGAUCUAAAAAGAUGUUAAUUUAUCAAAGAAAGCGUUUUAAUAAAAUUAGAUAAUGAUUCUUUCAUAAUAUUGGUGCUCGAAAAAUCUGCUCAUUAUUAAAUAUUUAGAAAGUGACAAAUAUUUGAUUUAAAUCAAUGUGAAUUGUUGAAAAUGUGAUUAUUUUCAUUCUUUUGACAGCUGGGUUAACAAAAAAUGCACUCGAAAAGAUUUUAAUUUUUUCUAAAAAGGAGUCGAGAGAGGAUCUAAGAGAAGUAAACAAAAAAUGAUAAUGCAUUCCUAAAAGAAAAACACAUUAGACACGAUAAAGAAGAAAAGAAAACAAACAAACAUGUUUGAAUCACCAAGAAGCUUGCAGGAAGUCUGUAUGGACUUUAUCUGCGACAACAUCCUCGCUUUAUGUGAUGUUCAUCCUGGUGAAACUGGUGGUCGACCUAAUAGUUGUUCAUCUAACUCUUCCAAUGAACCUUCUGCAGGAUUUUUACCGGCGAAUACUUCAAAUAACAAUAUAACCUCAGGUCCAUCGACGAGACUCUGUUUCAGAGAUCCCGACACAUUCUUACCAGAAGAAAUUUCCGAACAGUUAUUAUAUAGUCUUUGUGAGCGAAAAGUUUUAUCAGAUUUAACAAUAACUCUAUUUGAUGCUAAAACAACGAGGCUAAGGCACGUUAAAUUGAAAAAUGCCUCGAAUCUUUCCGUGAAAGGUUUAAAAAUAUUACGUGAACACAAAGUUAUAGAUUUAGAAGUUAAAGGUUUAAAGAUUGCUAUCAAUGAUCUUAUAACCUGUUUAGGUACAUGGAGUUUACAGAAUCUUAGAUCAUUAAGUGUCGCUAAGGGGAGUUUUAUGGAUUGUUCAAGAUAUUGUGUUCUCGUGGCUUUGAGUAAUUUAAGAGCAUUAAAAACACUAAACGUAUCAGGAACUGAAUUCAAUAGACAUGGAUUGGAUAUUGUUGUUGAAGACUUACCACUUUUAGAGAGUUUGGAUAUUUCUUGUACUCAAGUAGAUGAUAUAACGCCAUUAAGGAAAUGUAAAGAUCGUUUAAAGACAUUAAUAAUGUACAAUGUGAAAAUAAGCACCUGUGGACAUGUAGUUUCAGUUUUACUUAUUUUAAAUGAAUUGAGAAAUCUCGAUAUUUCGGAUGAUCGAGAUUCUUACGUUUUUGAAAUGUUUGCACCAGUGAGAUCAAAAAUUACCGAUUUCCUAAAAGCGGUCCACUGCAUGCCUCAUCUUACUAGUUUAGAUAUAUCAGGAAAAGACGAAAUCGAUCCAAAGGAUCUAAGAAAAUUUAUACGAGCCCAUCCGAAGUUGAGUUUCUUGGGCCUUAUGCAUUCUGACGCUUGCUAUGAAGAGAGUCUUAUAAAUCCGUUCAAUAAAAAUUAUAACUCUGAUUUAGUGGUAAGUGGAACAGCAACCGAAUCGCAAAUUCUCGAAUCACUUAGAAGGUAUUCCUGUAGGCCAAUUUAUGUUCAAAAAUGUCUAUACAAUUUAUUUCGAUUAACGUCGAGUUCAGACGAAGUGAGAGUUGAUAUGAUUAAAUUAGUCAUUCCCGGAAUGAAAGCUCAUCCCCAGGAAUUCCGAAUACAAAUAGCCGGCACUGCGUGUCUUUAUAAUCUCACAAAAGGUGAACUUGCAAAUAAAAUUCAUCCCUCGGUGCUGAAGCAAGUUGUCGAUGUUACAUUAACGGCAAUGGAAUCUUAUCCAAAUCAUUAUCAAAUGCAAAAAAAUACAAUUCUCACAUUAUGUAGUGACAGAAUUCUACAGGACGUUGGUUUCGACAAAUAUCGAUGUGCAAGAUUAGUAAUGAAUAAUUUAUCGGCGUUCAAUGAUUCAUCGAUGAAUCGAAUGUCAGUGGCAAUUUGUUCAAUAUUGGCGGCGAAAAUAUCAACGGUUGAAACAUCGAUGCUGGGAGCGCAACCUCAAUAUAUGUCGAAAUUGUUGACAAUGGUUCGAGCGAAAGUUGAAACAACUUGCGUUGAUAUUACCAUGAAAUUCACAUUGUCCGCUCUUUGGAAUUUGACUGAUGAAAGCGCUACAACUUGCAAAGUGUUCUUACAAGAAGGAGGAAUGAAACUCUUUCUCGAAGUUCUCGAUACUUUCCAAGGGGAAUCGAGUGUUGAAACUAAAGUCUUGGGUCUGCUUAAUAAUAUCGCCGAGGUUGUACACUUGAGAAGUCAGUUACUGCAGCCACGAUUUAUAUCAAUGCUUUCGUCUCUCUUGGAUUCCGAGCAUAUUGAUGUGUCUUAUUUUGCGGCAGGCAUUGCCGCGCAUCUUCUUAGUGAUAGUCCGGAAUCAUGGUCAAAUUCGUUGCUGCGACCAAAGAGAAUUCGUUUAUCGGAACAAUUGGCACGCGCUGUGACGAAUUGGAAAACGCCACAGAGCGAAAUGGUUGCUUACAGAAGUUUUCAUCCAUUUUUCCCUCUCCUCGAAUGCGAUGAGGAUGAUGCUGUUCAAUUGUGGGCAGUAUGGGCAAUUCAUCAUGUCUGCACCAAGAAUCCAAAACGAUAUUGCGAAAUGUUGAUCCGAGAUGGAGGAGUGAAAAUUUUGGAAACUCUAGAGAAGGAAAGAUCGAGUUUAGAAACACAGCCGAACGUUCGUACAUUGUGUCAAUCAAUUUUGGAAACACUUGCGCAACAUUCGUGCUAACAAAAAGAUGUUCCGAAUGAACGGAAAGUACACUAUUGGUACGCUAGUCAAUUUUAUUCAUGUGCGAAUCUCUCCCUACAUCUAGAAUUAUAGUCCCCUUGAGUUGAAAUAGCGACAAAAAAAAAUCAAACUCAAUAAUUUAUAGCUUUUUAAUCAUAUUUUUUUUUUAAUUUUUUUUUUUUAAUCUUAAACCCAUUCUAGAUGUGGGAUGAAUUCCAUAUGUUCUUAACAUUUUGUUCCGUGUCAAACAUGUCGCCAGAUUAUAUAGAUUAUUCAGUAUAAAAAGAAAAUCUAAAAAAAAAAUCUUAUAUUAGUAAAAUAUCCUCGAAAAAGCAUUUUUUGCUUUUAUGAGUUUUUCACACAAAAUGAUAUUAUAAAAUAACGAUUCGCCAGCAAUCGUUUAUUCUAGCUUUUAGUUAUUAAUAAUUCCCAGAAUCUCAAUUUAUCUAUUAUGAGAUUUAACGCAAUUUCAAUAUUUUCAGGGUAUUUUACUAACGACAUUGACAGUCAAAAAAUUGCUUUUAAAAAGCGAGAUUGAAAACAAAAAUUGUUUUCACAAUUUUUUUUCCUAAAAAAACAUGAACUUUGUAAAUAUUUUUUUUUAAGUAUUUUUACUAGGGAAUUUGGAAAUAUUUUUUUCUUUUCACCUAAUUGGACAUGUUUUUAAUUUUUUUUUUGAAAGAAGGAAAAAUUAAGUAAAUUAGAAACUUUACUUAAAUUUUCUUUAUAGAAAGAAUAAAUCGAUUAAUUUUACAUUCGGGUAAAAUUGCUAAAGGUGUUUUUUUUUUAAUUCUGAACAAUUAUUUUAUUUUGUUAUUGUAAAAAUAAUAAUUACGUUCAAUUAUAGUUUUUAUAAUUAAAAAAUACGAGGAUUUUUUUUGACCGACUGUCAUUUAGUGAGUUACCUUGAAAAUUUAAUGAAGCGUCAAUUUUUAUUUAUUCAGUUUCUAAUAGAAGUAAAUUUAACAGAGACCGGUGAAUAAUCACUAAUAAGAUCAGAACUAGCCGAGCUAAAUCUGUGUCAAAAUAAUCGUUUAAAAAAAACUUAACUUCCUGUAAAAGUUCAAAAUGUCCAAUUUAUUAUUAUAUUAUUAAUUAUAACUAUAAUUAAUAUUAUUGCUAUUACUAUUAUUCUUAUUAUCAUUAUUAACGUAGCUUUUGAAAAAAGUUUUCGAUGUUGUUUUAGAUUUAGAUCAUAUUAGUCAAGAUCUAGUUUUUGUUCUUUUUGAAAGCUGGUUAUUCAUUUCGAAAAAAAGAAAGCUUGGUGUUUACGAAAUUAUUUUAAUUAUCAGGGCGUUUCAAUUUUCCCUAUCAAUGUGGAUUGAUUGUCCAAUGCUUCAGAGUUGAUGAAAGUUUAUAUAAAAGAAAAUCAUUGAAGGGAGAAAAAUGAAAAAAAAGUUGCAUAUUGAAACUUUAAUGUAUAGUAAAAAAAAAAUGCAAAAAAAAAACUGUGAUCUAAUUUGGAAAAAGAAAAUGUUACGUUUUAUGAAACUUCCAUUUGAGAAAAAAAUUAACAAUUGUGUGAAAUUAGAUUUUUUUUAAUCAACAUUUAAUAUACAAUUAUUCUUUUCUCCUGAGUUUUACAGUGAUUUUUUUUUUUUUGAGUAGUAUAUUGAGAUUCAACAUUCUUUUUUAUGCUUCAUAGAAAAAUAUCUUUGUACACGGAAGUUUAUACGUUUAAUUGUAAAACAUGCGUGUUCGCUCUAUUACGCAAGACGAUCACUGUAUCAAAUUGAGUCCUAAAAACAAAUAUCUAAAAUCUGCGACUGGCAGCAUUCUUGAAAAAAAAAAUGCACUGUCUUGGACACCAUUAUUUUAUGGAAGUGGCCUUUGUGAAUGUACUUGUUGAGAAUAAAAUACUGCAUCAUGGAUCGUUGCGAAAAUUCUGAAA